Messenger RNA from Paramecium sonneborni, 655 nucleotides. The record is from the annotation of a GenBank genome assembly. Lineage: Eukaryota; Ciliophora; Oligohymenophorea; Peniculida; Parameciidae.
AUGUUCUGCUACAAAGCUAAGUUACUUUCAUCCUAAAAGUAUAAUAUUUUUAUGUUGAAAGACGAGAUUCAAUUAUAGCAUGUAAUAAGAGAUAUAUCAAAUAGGAAAAUAAAAUUGAAAUAAUAAAACUUAAUUCCUUUGAACCUAGGUUUAAAUGGGCUAAAUGUGACACCUCAGAAAUAGGAUAAUUUGAAUUAUUGAAUAAUUAGCAGAGCAGAAUCUACAAGAUAGAACCUUCCAUGGGAAUGUUAUUGAAGGAAUUUUUAAAUGGAAAAGUUUGCUUUUAAGGAAUUGAUAAUCAAUACAGGAUAGCAAAAAUCAUUUCAAAAGGAAAUUCUGGUUCUGUAUACUAUAGUUCUAUUUUGUAGAUUGUAAAUAUGAGAAAUCUAUACAAUGGUGAACUAGUUACAUGUAAAAUUUAUAAACAAGGAAACUCAGAAUUUAUCUAUGUAAUAAAUCCAAUGUUAAGUAGAAAUUUCAAAAUGAGGUCUAAGCUCUCUAAUUUUUAAAACAUAAAAAUUUACCAAAAAUUAGAGAAUAUUACAUUGAAGCCAAUCACAAUUAUAUUAUUUAUGACCUCUUAGAGGGAAUACCACUCAAUAUUUGCAUAAAGAAUGCCAUUUUAGAUGAUUAAUAAAUUAUUCAAAUUAUGAAG